This is a messenger RNA of Triticum aestivum (bread wheat), 1977 nucleotides long. RefSeq names its product probable pectinesterase/pectinesterase inhibitor 21. The transcript has 2 exons. NCBI's taxonomy places the organism in Eukaryota, Viridiplantae, Streptophyta, Magnoliopsida, Poales, Poaceae. The record is from RefSeq and is a predicted model, not a curated record. Gene Ontology annotation, biological process: cell wall modification. Bases 52 to 1740 code for a protein of 562 amino acids. Gene Ontology annotation, molecular function: enzyme inhibitor activity; pectinesterase activity.
CUCCGCGCUUUCCAGUACAGGGACCCGGCCGACUCCACCCGCCCCGACACGAUGAGUAAAGGUGCGAUCAUCGGCGCGUCGACCGUCCUGGUGGUGGCGGUCGUCGCCGCCGUGUGCGUCGUGUCGUUCAAGGGCAACGGCAGCGACAAGGGCGAUGGGGAGCUCACCACCUCCGUCAAGUCCGUGAAGGCCUUCUGCCAGCCCAUGGACUACAAAGAGACGUGCGAGACGGAGCUGACCAAGGUGGGCGGCAACGCCACGUCGCCGACGGAGCUCGCCAAGGCCAUCUUCGAGGUCACCUCGGAGAAGAUCAGGAAGGCCAUCAGCGAGUCGGCCACCCUGGAGGAGCUCAAGAGCGACCCACGCACGUCGGGGGCCCUCGAGAACUGCAAGGAGCUGCUGGAGUACGCCAUCGAGGACCUCAAGACCACCUUCGACCGCCUCGGCGGCUUCGAGAUGACCGACUUCAACAAAGCCGCCGCCGACCUCAAGACCUGGCUCAGCGCCGCGCUCACCUACCAGGAGACGUGCCUCGACGGCUUCGCCAACACCACCACCGACGCCGCCGCCAAGAUGCGCGGCGCGCUCAACGCCUCCCAGGAGCUCACCGAGGACAUCCUCGCCGUGGUCGACCAGUUCUCCGCCUCCCUCGGCAGCCUCAACAUCGGGAAGAGGAGGCUGCUAGGGGAGGAGGACGGCAUGCCUUACUGGAUGAACGACGGGAAGAGGCGGCUGCUGGAGGCCGAGCCCUCCGCACCGGAGUUCAAGCCCAACGUCACCGUCGCCGCUGACGGCAGCGGCGACUUCAAGACCAUCAAGGAGGCGCUCGCAAAGGUGCCGCCCAAGAGCGCCUCCAUGUACGUCAUGUACAUCAAGGCCGGCACCUACAAGGAGUACGUCUCCGUGGGCCGCCCUAUCACCAACCUCGUCGUCAUCGGCGACGGCGACGACAAGACCAUCAUCACCGGCAACAAGAACUUCAAGAUGAACAUCACCACCAAGGACACCGCAACCAUGGAGGCAAUCGGGAACGGCUUCUUCAUGAAGGGCGUGAGGGUGGAGAACACGGCGGGGGCCGAGAACCACCAGGCCGUGGCACUGCGGGUGCAGAGCGACCAGGCCGUCUUCUACCAGUGCUACUUCGACGGGUACCAAGACACGCUCUACACCCACGCGCAACGGCAGUUCUUCCGCGACUGCACCGUCACCGGCACCAUCGACUUCAUCUUCGGCAACUCCCAGGUGGUCAUCCAGAACUGCCUCAUCCUGCCGCGCAAGCCCAUGGACAACCAGCUCAACAUCAUCACCGCGCAAGGGCGGCGCGAGAAGCGCUCCGUCGGGGGCACCGUCAUGCACAACAACACCAUCGAGCCGCACCCGGACUUCAAGGACUCGACGGGCAAGAUCAAGACCUACCUGGCGCGGCCAUGGAAGGAGUACUCUAGGACCAUCUACAUCCAGAACGAGAUCGGCGCCUUCAUCGACCCCAAGGGCUGGCUCGAGUGGAACGGCGACUUCGCCCUCGAGACCCUCUUCUACGCCGAGGUGGAGAACACCGGGCCCGGCGCCGAUAUGAGCCAGCGCGCCAAGUGGGGCGGCAUCAAGACUGUCACCUACGCUGACGCACAAAAGGAGUACACCGUCGAGGCCUUCAUCCAGGGCGAGCAGUUCAUCCCCAAGUACGGCGUGCCCUACAUCCCGGGGCUCCUCCCGCAGUCGGAGGCGGGGAGGGAUCAUUAACUCAUCACUCCAUCCGUUACCACGUUUCAUUUCCCCCCUGCUCCGUUGCUACUUAUAUGCAAUUAGCUGAGUUGACAUAUACUGUUAAUUAUACACUAUGGUGCACUGCGUACCAUGAUGAUUAACCAAUACAUGUAUACUUACUAACUAGCUUUAAUUUGGAGGAGAGAAAGAUGUGCAUGUGUAUGUAAACCUGGGAUGUUUAUUUUUCGUAUGUAUACCUUGCUAAUUUCUUUA